Aspergillus calidoustus is the source of this 2589-nucleotide messenger RNA. NCBI's taxonomy places the organism in Eukaryota, Fungi, Ascomycota, Eurotiomycetes, Eurotiales, Aspergillaceae. The record is from the annotation of a GenBank genome assembly.
AUGUCUUUGCUUUCUGCUGCUUCUCCGGAAACUGGCCGCAAAAGUACCGAUGAGACGCCCUCUAGUCAUGGGAGUGCUGACAUUCAUGUGGCACCUGCUGGACGGGAAACAUCAGGCCACAAGCACUCGAACCCCUGCGAUAUCUCCCCCGAUCCGCUUGCGACUUCUAAGCUUGGAAACCUGCAGUCGUCCUUUGGUCGCAAGAAUGACAACUCCUCUAGCAAGAAGCAGAAGCUAGAGCAUUCUACCAAUGCCGUCUCUCUAACAGGAAAUUCCGAGAUGGAGCGACUCCUGGCGAAACUCUCACCAAAGUCUCAGAUACCAGAUACCAAACAAGCUGCCAACGAAGAAAUUCUUUCCAAAUUCUCCGAGCAACAGCUUCUCCUCGACAAGCAAAACAAACUUUUGACGAGCAACAAAGUCAAAUCGGCUGUCCCUGAGGAGCUCGAGAGACCCUCGAACUUGUCGCACCGAACCGGUUCGAAUCAGCCUGGCGGCAUCGCGGAUGCUGCCUGUCUGGAUACUCUGAAUAUGGGAGCUUCGGAGGUGCUUCGCCUAAAGCAGGAACUCCAGGUUGCCAACUCCAGAAUUGCACUUCAAGAGCAAGAACUGGCACAAACUCGUGUUAUCAAACACACCCUAGAUCAGGCUCUAGGGCCUCCAUCAGAGGCUGAUUUUGGUGGGCGCGACAUUAGCGAACAAACGAUCAACAACUUACAGAGUGCUUUCAACGCAUCUGUUCCAACUCCUCAUUUACUGCAAGAUGGUUGGAACACACAGGAAGACUCACAGUCUGACAUAUCUGACGCACUCUCCGCCGGCGCUUACAACAGGGCUAGAGGGGGAUUUUGGGGGGGCCCUGCUCAGCAAGUCUACAGCAUGGGCCUCAACUCGGAGAAAGCUUAUGGUGACUCUAGUCUUCCUUUGCCUGGCACGUCGUUCGGUCAAGACUCGAGCAGAUUUUGGGGGCCAUCGGCCACGAAUCCCUCUGUUGCAGGAAACAGUGCUUUUCAAGCUCACCGUGUGCUAUCAGGUCCUCCGGCCGCUCCCUGCAGCUUUGAUCCACCUUUUUCAGAGGAUCAAGGUAGGUAUAUGCAAAGCUCAGCUUUUGGGCCACGACCUCCGACGGCUCAACCAAGUCGCCUUGGGCCAUGCUUUCCUGGCGCAAACUCUCCUUGGGGCACCUUUGCUCCUAGCUCAUCAGACAGCCAGGGUUCCCGAUCACCUCCGAGUAAACCGGUCGGCACUUAUCAACAAGUUGGACUGUACCCGUUACCCCCGUAUCAUCAGCGGGCAAUUGCACCGCCGCUCUCGCCAACAGCGACUGAAUUCACAUCUCCCACAGGAAGUUCAGUUCCUUGGGCCACUUCAUCUGUCAGCGGAAGCUCCAUUCAAACGUACAUUUCGCCACUCGAGCCCUUGAACUACCGGCGGCUUCUCGACAAGAACGUCUCUUGCGAUUGGAAGUACAUCGUGGACAAGAUCGUCUGCAACAACGACCAACAGGCUUCUAUCUUCCUACAGCAAAAACUGAAAGUCGGGACUACAGAGCAGAAGUUUGAUAUUAUUGAGGCCAUUAUCCAACAAGCGUACUCCCUCAUGGUGAAUCGGUUUGGAAACUUCCUCGUCCAACGCUGUUUCGAACAUGGGACUCCGGAGCAGAUCAUCGCUAUCGCAAAUGCCAUCAAAGGCAACACUCUCAGUCUCAGCAUGGAUCCAUUUGGCUGUCAUGUGGUUCAGAAGGCUUUUGACUGUGUUCCUGAAGAGCACAAGGCAAUUAUGGUACAUGAGCUUCUCCGCAGAAUUCUGGAGACUGUGAUCCACCGGUAUGCAUGCCACGUCUGGCAGAAGCUCUUUGAACUACGCUGGAGUGAGGAGCCUCCGCAGAUUAUGGCAAAGGUCAACGAGGCUCUGCGCGGUAUGUGGCACGAAGUCGCAUUGGGGGAGACUGGAAGUUUGGUGGUCCAAAAUAUUUUCGAAAACUGUGUCGAGGAUGAAAAGCGCCCAGCUAUCGAAGAAGUUCUCGCAAAAAUCGAUGUGCUUGCCCAUGGCCAAUUCGGGAAUUGGUGCAUCCAACAUAUAUGUGAGCAUGGGGCGCCGCACGAUAAAAGCCGUGCAAUCGAACAUAUUCUUCAUUGGGCAGUGGAAUACAGCAUGGAUCAAUUCGCAUCCAAGAUUGUCGAGAAGUGCUUGAAGAUUGGGGGGUCAGAAUUCUUAGACCGUUAUCUUUCUCGAGUCUGCACUGGCCGUACGGAUCGACCUAGAAUGCCCUUGAUUGAUAUCGCAGGGGAUCAGUAUGGCAAUUAUCUCAUACAGUGGAUUCUAAUGAACGCUGCGCCUCAUCAACGUGAGCUUGUUGCAACUCAUAUCCGCAAGCACAUGGUUUCUCUGCGUGGGUCCAAGUUUGGCUCGCGCGUGGCGAUGCUCUGUUGUAACCUUUCCCACACCACUCGCCCAGGGCCUGGAACGGGUGUGCAGAUUGGCAGAUUCAACAAUUUCAACGACGAUCGAUUCCAGGCGCAGAGUCAACACGGAGCCCGCUUUGGCCGGGGAAGUCAGUGGAACCCUAGUUAUCCACCAUUUCGUUAG